CAGUGAGAGAUCCGAAAACGCGGCUGGCAAAAUUGAAGAUGGACUCAACGUUAACCGCACCAUGCAACGCCUCCAUCUUGUACCCCGAAGAUGGCGGGAACAUGCAUCGGUUCACAGCGGAAACAGCGUGUGCGGUUCUAGAUGUGCUUGGCCCUCCUUACAGCAAUCCAGAAGGCAGGCAUUGCACUUAUUUCCUAGAAUUCCCUUUGGAUAAGUUCUCAUCAGAGGAAGACGACGUUUUGAGAGGUCAAGUGGAGAGAGAAUGUCAUGCCUGGCUGCAAGAAAGAGAUGAUAAUCCAGAGGAUCGUAACGUAGUUGGAGCGUUAUACGGAGGUCCAAAGGUUGAGGACUGAGGG
Brassica oleracea var. oleracea is the source of this 356-nucleotide messenger RNA. RefSeq names its product plant cysteine oxidase 1-like. Bases 39 to 353 code for a protein of 104 amino acids. Gene Ontology annotation, molecular function: oxidoreductase activity, acting on single donors with incorporation of molecular oxygen, incorporation of two atoms of oxygen. The record is from RefSeq and is a predicted model, not a curated record. The transcript is spliced from 2 exons. Lineage: Eukaryota; Viridiplantae; Streptophyta; Magnoliopsida; Brassicales; Brassicaceae.